AUGUUUUGGACAAGAGCACUUUUGAAACAUUUGGUUCCCCAGGUUAUGUUUGUAAUAUCUUAUACCCAUGGUCUAGAAAAUUUAGGUUUUCGAAGGCCUACAUGGCAGCAAUACCCCUGGCCGUUCCCAGAAAUAGAUUUUGGCAGUGACAACGCGGUAGAUGGGAUUUAUACUGAUCGUGGACAAAGUGGCCAGUGUGCAAUCAGAGACAACAAUCAGACCACGGCUAUGUGGAGAGUAGACCUGGGGAGUAUAGUCAGCAUUAGCCAUAUUGACAUCUACUACAGGACAGACAAUUUCCGAAGACCAUCAUCUUACACAUCUAGAAUGGCAGGAUUUUUUCUGUAUGUUUCGAACACGACUUCCAAAACAGACGGCUAUCUUUGUUUCCACGAGAUACAAAUUGUAGCGGGCACGCCAUCAGAAGACCAGAGAAUCAACUGUUCUGUUCACGGACGUUACGUUAUCUACUACAACGAACGCAGACCGGAUGUAGAUUAUCCUAGUUACUAUUCGGGCUUUGCAUACAGUGAACUGUGUGAAGUAGAAGUUUAUGGGUGUCGGAUAAACGCAUAUUUUGGACAGAACUGUUCACGGCCUUGUCCUAUAAACUGUCAGGUGAGAAGGUGCGACAUCAACACGGGACACUGCCUUGGCUGUGUCCCUGGAUACAAGGGUCAUCGAUGUGAGCAAGUUUGUGAUGAAAUGACCUAUGGUUUGGAGUGUGCUCUGUCCUGUGGUAAUUGUAGCGAUGGAAAAACGUGUCACCACGUCAACGGCACCUGUUGGAGCGACUGUGAUACAGGGGUACACGGUGACAGAUGUCAACAUAAGUGCCGAUUUGGACAUUACGGCAGAAACUGUAUGAACACAUGCAGUAAAAGCUGCAUUGUGACCAAUAAAUGUAACAGGAUGACCGGUGUGUGUGAUGGAGGAUGUAAGCCUGGCUGGGCGGGAAUCACAUGUGAUCAGAGAAACGACAGAGACUGUGAAUCCUGCAGUGCUAAGGUUGCAAUCGGCGUUGUUGUUGCAGUAAUUAUCGUCUUAAUAGGAAGUAUUAUCAACGUAGUCAUUUUGAAAAGAAAUCAUGAGCAAGUGACACAGAAAAGAAAUCAGAAAAGUAAUCCAGCAGCCAAAUCAAAAGGUGUAUCUGACGAUUCAAUGAAACAGUACUCUGAAGGUGCAGAGCAUAGCAAAUCGGACAAUAACAUGUAUGAAGAACUCAGCAGGGUUUAACAUUAUCUAUUUAAAUGACUUAUAUUUACAUCUACAAAGCAUAAUUUCCUCUAUUUCUUACGGAAUCUUAUAGUUAAUUCAUAGCUCUAUAGAAACAGCCAGACUGAAAUCUACACGCCCUUUUUAUCGAUUGGUCGAAAUCUACAGCGGCUGAAAGUGACAGGACUGAAAUUGACACGCCCUGUUUAUCGAUUGGUCUGAACAUACAUCGACCUUAGUAAAAUCCCGGAUUGCACGAAAUAAUCAUGACGAUGCCAGACUCAAAGUCUCACAGGAGACGAUUUGGCUAUUUCUUUUAGCUAACGUACUUUUGUACGUUAACAGUAAUUUAGUGAAUUUUACUAACUUUUCAUAAUCAGUUUAUUAAUAAGUUAAAGAAAGAUGUUAAUAUUAACAAUAAAAUGCUUUCUUUGAUGAUUC
Messenger RNA from Magallana angulata, 1656 nucleotides. Its product is annotated as multiple epidermal growth factor-like domains protein 11. Bases 1 to 1236 code for a protein of 411 amino acids. The transcript is spliced from 10 exons. The record is from RefSeq and is a predicted model, not a curated record. NCBI's taxonomy places the organism in Eukaryota, Metazoa, Mollusca, Bivalvia, Ostreida, Ostreidae. Gene Ontology annotation, molecular function: scavenger receptor activity.